Molecule: messenger RNA, 954 nt
Organism: Schistocerca nitens (vagrant locust)
Lineage: Eukaryota; Metazoa; Arthropoda; Insecta; Orthoptera; Acrididae
Product: zinc finger protein 99-like
Exons: 4
Coding region: 1-789 (262 amino acids)
Biological process (GO): regulation of transcription by RNA polymerase II
Molecular function (GO): RNA polymerase II cis-regulatory region sequence-specific DNA binding; DNA-binding transcription factor activity
Source: RefSeq, a predicted model, not a curated record
AUGGGCACACCAGGCAUCUACUCUUAUAAUAUGGCCUAUGUGGAAGCAACUGUUUUCAUCCAAAGUGCUGGUGACAGCUGUGACAUUUCAUAUCAAGAAACAUUACAUCAAGGCGUAGUCAAUGACAAGCUGGAGAUAUAUGCAGAGAAGUCAACAGAUUUCAGAAAGAGACCAAACAAAUGCUAUGUGUGUGCUAAAUCGUUUACUGAAAGGGGCAGUCUCAAGAAACAUGAAUUAAUACACACUGGACGGAGACCACACAAAUGCGAUGUCUGUGGAAAAUCAUUUACUCUGUCGGGCCAUCUCAAGCAACACGAAUUAAUACACACUGGACAGAGACCACACAAAUGCGAUGUCUGUGGUAAAUCAUUUACUCGGUCGAGCCAUCUCAAGCAACAUGAAUUAAUACACACUGGACAGAGACCACACAAUUGCGAUACACUGGACAGAGACCACACAAAUGCGAUGUCUGUGGAAAAUCAUUUACUCUGUCGGGCAAUCUCAAGAAAGAAACAUGAAUUAAUACACACUGGACAGAGACCACACAAAUGCGAUGUCUGUGGAAAAUCAUUUACUCAGUCGUGCAAUCUCAAGACCCACUCAUUAAUACACACAGGAGAGAGACCCCACAAAUGUGAUACUUGUGGUAAAUUAUUUAAUGUAUUGAGUUAUCUCAAGGCCCACAAGUUAAUACACAGUGGAAAGAGACCCUACAAAUGUAGUAUUUGUGGAAAAUCUUUUAAUCAUUGGGGCAGUCACAGGAAACACAAAUUAAUACACACUGCAUAGAGACCACUCAAAGUAUUGUUGAGAUCUGUAGACCUACACAUGUUCAUAGAAGACCACACGUGUUUUAUGAAAACUGUUCACAUGUGCUACAGAGAGGUCACAAAAAAUGACAUUUCCAUUUCCGCAGCUUCACAUUCGAAGAAGUUAGGUACUAAAUACAACAUA